This is a messenger RNA of Musca domestica (house fly), 2734 nucleotides long. RefSeq lists its product as uncharacterized. Lineage: Eukaryota; Metazoa; Arthropoda; Insecta; Diptera; Muscidae. Gene Ontology annotation, cellular component: nucleus. The record is from RefSeq and is a predicted model, not a curated record. Gene Ontology annotation, molecular function: zinc ion binding. The coding region runs from base 214 to 2280 and encodes 688 amino acids. The transcript is spliced from 2 exons.
GCCUAUACGAUUAUAUCGAUGUAUUCGAUAUUGCUGCAUUCAAUAGUGUAAUCGAUUUUUGCAAGCUCUAUUGUUGUCGGUGCAUUUUGUCUGUCGGUCGUCUUUUUUCGUUGUUUGUCAAAUUCUGAUUUUAUUAUAAUAAAAAUUAAAUAGUAUUCCUUAAAUAAAUUUAAAAAAAGUUUUGUACUUUUGACAACUACAUUCCCAGCUACGAUGUCAGCGUGGGGAAAUUUGUGCCGUGUCUGUGCUAGCCCUGCCGAUUAUGAUAUCUUCAACAAAAUACCUGUGUAUCUGCAUGAAAAUAGCAAGGAUAUGCUACAUUGGCAAACUCCAAUUUAUGAGCUGAUACAGGAUAUAACCGGAUUGCGAAUCUUCCGGGAUGAUGGACUGCCGCAACAUAUUUGUGCUCUGUGUAUUUCAUAUUUGAAACAUGCCUUUACAUUUCGAGAAAAAGCGAUAGAAAUGCGACUAAAUUUUAUGGCUGUAAAAGAAUACAAAGAUAUUGUUAAGGGUAAAGCGAAGUGGAAUAUUGAAGAUGAAAUCAAUAAGAUACUGGGUCCCCCAUCCUCUCAUAAUAACGAACUAACAGAGGAAAAUGCAAUAUCAAUAUCUGGACGACCAAUGCAAUUCAAUAAUACAGCGGAUGAAGACAGGACAACAAAUUGCUUUUAUAAAGAUCAAAAUAAGGUGAACAAGAGACUCAUAACCACCACGACGGACAACAGUAAUAUGGCUAGAAUCCUAACGAAUCAAACGAAAAGUUGUCUUGUCUAUCUGUGUGAGCUUUAUGAGAAUCCCGAUAUGUACGACAAUAUAACGGGCAAAGGUACAGUAGGAUUUGGUGGACAAGGUACCUCAGCAAAUAGGGCUAGACAUAAAAAACAUAACCUAAUGAAAUCGGCAUCAUUUGAUACGGCCGGCAGUAGCGGGUAUGGUAGGAAAAAACAAAACUAUGAGGAUGAUUAUCCUCGUAAUGGUUCCAGUGAUGAAUAUGACGAACCUGAAUCGAAUGGUGACAGUGGUAACGGUGAUCCAAGCAGUCACAAAAAUACAAAUAUAUUCUCCUACAAAGAGAAAAUAUUCGAAGAAGAUGACAUUAUGGAUUUGGAUGAACUGAAAGAUCUGAUAAGCAUGAACAUUGAAUCUACAUGCAAGGAACACAAAUGUAAAUACUGUUCGAGACGUUUUAUGUUUGAAGAGACCAUACAGGAACAUUUGAAAACGUGUGUAGAUUACAAGUUCACUGAAUUCUUUGAAGAAAUCAAAAACCUGAUGUAUAUAAAACGUUGCAAAGAGAUUUCACCACACGAAUUCAUACGGCGUAUGAUAUUUUCUAUACGCAAGACAUGUGAAUGGCUCAAGGAGAAUUUAAUUGAUACCACAUUGCCAGAUUUGCUGCCAAGUAGAGAGGUUACAACGGGUGCUGGCGAAAGCUCCGAUGCAAAUCCAAAACAAAUAGAUAACAAUAAAAUUGAUAGAGUAGAGGCAAAUAAUGCACAGACCACUGUGUUUCGAGCCAAUCCCAUUAAUGCCAGCAAUAAUAUUCUACAUGUCGUGGCAAAUGCAACGAACAAAAAUACAAAUCAAAGGGUAAAUAAAACAGUUUUUGGUUCAUCAUUUUUACAAGAUGAUGCGUCGAUCUUGACGAGCGGAACGGCGGCGCCGCCAACAACUGUCCGCCAAACACCGAUUAACAUAAGCAAUAAUAUUUUACAUGAAAUUGAGCGAUCUGAAAUGAAAUUAAAAAAGCCCAUUGCCCGUUUGGCUACUACGACUUUUAAUAAUGCCCUAACUGCCAAAUCGCCAAUUGAGAAUCCAGAACGCAUGGCAUUUUUGGAAAAAUUGCAAAAUGCAGCUAAAACACAAACUCCUCCGCCUACCCACAUGAUGAUGGGUAACAGUAGUAGUCCUGUUAUUGAUAGUCUUCCACUUAUAGCGGUACGUCAAGAUCUGUUAGAGACAACAACGACCACGACUACCACAACACGAACUCGAAGAGCUCAUGUUUCGCCACUCUUGGAGCUUCUACAAAAUACUCGAAAAACGCCAAACCCCAUGAGCAGCGGUAACAGCGGAGCCCUCAUCAAUCCCUGUGCCCGUUGUCCCACCUGUAAUCUCCUAUUCGAAACUCUAGAUGCCCUCGAGAUACACAAUGCUCUGCAGCACAAUACCAAAGCAGACAAUGUGCCAACAGCAGCUGCCACGGAUGACAACGACCUCGACAAUGAGGCCGAGCAUAGACGUAUUAUAGCUCUGUUCGAAAAUGAAGAUGAAUUUUAAAUUAAAUUCACUUUCUUAUAUUUAAUGUAUUACUAUUAUGAUUUUAACUUGAUGAUGAUAUUUAAAUGAUUUAUGUUUUUUGUAAGACUGUCAAAAUUAUUAUCAUUAUUAUUGUCUGUUUUAAAGGAAAUCUGAUUUUAGCUUAUCUAUAUUUGUUACUAUUCAAAUGUAUAUUUUUAUGUUCAAUUUUCAUUUAUUAUUUUUCUAUUAUUUUAGGCUAUCUUUAUUAUCAUUUAUUUACGUAGCUUACAUACGUAUGUUAUGUGUUUACAAUGAUUUUAUGCAUUGACGAAUUGACUUCAAUAUGUAUAUGUAUGUUUCCUAAGACUGUAAUACGUGUUUAUUAACUAUACAUACCAAUUAUUAUUAAAUAAAAAAACAAAACUAACAAUACGAUAUUGAAAUGAAAUACAUUCAAUGUAAAGAAAAAAAAAUAAAUUUAAUUUAUUAACAA